This is a messenger RNA of Parathielavia appendiculata, 2239 nucleotides long. RefSeq names its product Vps5-domain-containing protein. Gene Ontology annotation, biological process: protein retention in Golgi apparatus; retrograde transport, endosome to Golgi. The coding region runs from base 157 to 1947 and encodes 596 amino acids. Gene Ontology annotation, cellular component: endosome. The transcript has 4 exons. Gene Ontology annotation, molecular function: phosphatidylinositol binding. NCBI's taxonomy places the organism in Eukaryota, Fungi, Ascomycota, Sordariomycetes, Sordariales, Chaetomiaceae. The record is from RefSeq and is a predicted model, not a curated record.
AGAGCAACCUGCCUUCCGCCAUCCACAAUCAGCAACGCAGGCUUCCUUCCCAACAGCUGGUAGGUGCCUUUGCCACGCACUGAUAAUUUGUGGUCGCGUCCCCUCUGUUUGGCUAUUGACAAUUGAAAUCCACCUAAACCACGUACACCCCUCGCAAUGGAAGAUCCCUGGGCGGAUUCGGCGGGCACCUCGUCGCAACAGACCGCCGACGAUGGUACCACGGCCGCUUCCACCAGUGGCCCUGCGCAAACUACAGCCGCCACCGCUCCGACAUCCUCCACCCGUUCGUCGCGCGUCACCCCACGUCGCCUCGUCGCCCAGCCCACCCGACUCCAAGCAGUCGAAGACGACCCGCUCGGUCCCCUCGGCGCAUCAACCACUCCCGCCGUCGCAGGCGACGAUGACAUCCUCUCUCCCUCAGCAGUGGGCGGCAGCAAAGAUGGUGGCCCGCCCGUGCCGCCGCUCAAGGAGACCUCCCUCUCCGUGCGCACCACCAUGCCCGGGUCAGCGUCCGCCGCGGCUGCUGCGAAGCGCCGCGGCGGCCCGCCUGAUCCGCAUCGCAUCGACGACGACGAUGAAGAGUUUUUGAUAGGAGCCGGGCAGAGAUCCGGAGGAGGAGGAGGAGUAGGAGUAGGGGGACGACACCCGCCUCCCGUGCAGGCCGCCCUGCCCAGCCCCGUGCGCAGCGCCACGCACCCCAGCGUCAGCGUUGAGCAGGCGGCGAGGCCGAGCUUCCAGAUCACGGUGGGCGAUCCGCAUAAGGUUGGGGAUUUGACGAGUAGUCAUAUUGUUUACUCCGUUCGGACCAAGACUACGUCGAAGGCGUACAAGCAGACCGAGUUUGAGGUCAAGAGGCGGUAUCGCGACUUCCUGUGGCUGUAUAACACCCUUCACGCCAACAACCCUGGCGUGGUGGUGCCACCGCCGCCCGAGAAGCAGGCCGUCGGGCGGUUUGAGAGCAAUUUUGUGGAGUCGAGACGGGCGGCACUCGAGAAGAUGCUCAACAAGAUUGCGGCACACCCGACGCUGCAGUUGGAUGGGGACCUGAAGCUGUUUCUGGAGAGCGAAGCGUUCAAUGUCGACGUCAAGCACAAGGAGCGCAAGGAGCCGAGUCUCGGCGAGAGCAAGAGUGUGCUGGGCUCGCUGGGGUUCAAUGUGGGAAGUGGGAAUAAGUUUGUUGAGCAAGACGAUUGGUUCCACGACCGCAGGGUGUAUCUCGACGCGCUGGAGAACCAGCUCAAGGCGCUGCUCAAAGCCAUGGACAGCAUGGUCGCCCAGAGAAAGGCCAUGGCCGAGGCAGCCGACGAUUUCUCUGCUUCACUCCACGCGCUCUCAACCGUCGAGCUAUCACCGACCCUUUCCGGACCACUCGACGCUCUCUCCGAGCUGCAGCUCACCAUCCGCGACAUCUACGAUCGCCAAGCACAACAAGACGUGCUCACCUUUGGCAUCAUCAUCGAGGAGUACAUCCGUCUGAUUGGCAGCGUCAAGCAAGCGUUUGCGCAGCGCCAAAAGGCCUUCCACAGCUGGCACGCGGCCGAGUCGGAGCUCACCAAGCGCAAGACUGCGCAGGACAAGCUGCUGCGGCAGGGCAAGAGCCAGCAGGACCGGCUCAACCAGGUCAAUGCCGAGGUGGCAGAUGCCGAGCGCAAAGUGCACCAAGCCCGGCUGCUGUUCGAGGAAAUGGGCCGGCUAAUGAGGUCUGAGCUGGACCGGUUCGAGAGGGAGAAGGUGGAGGAUUUCAAGUCGGGAGUGGAGACGUUCUUGGAGAGCGCGGUAGAAGCGCAGAAGGAGUUGAUUGAGAAAUGGGAGACAUUCCUCAUGCAGCUCGACGCAGAGGACGACGAGACCGUCUUCUACCGGCCUCCCGUUGCUCACACCAACAAACCUGCGGGCGACACGGCAGUCGACCGGGCUCGCGCUAGGAUUCAUGAGGAUUCGGAUUAGGCGGCUGUGGACAGACCGUCGUUGGCCUGUUCUCUGGUAGAUGGCACGCAGGCGGUGCGAACUGACCGAGCUAUGCAGGGAGGCAUGAGGUAAGGGAAUAAAGCGUUAGAUGGACCAUACAAUGUUCGUUCAGACGGCGUAAAUACUUUCUUAGGGGGUUUUGUUGUCAUUGUAUUAUACACAGCCAUGUUCCGCAUGUCGCGGCAGCUCUCUUCUGGCUUAUCGAUCCGCGCACCUGCCAGAAAGACAGGCUUGCGGCUCUUCAGAAUGCAAGAUUGAUUUUCUAUGUUAC